Molecule: messenger RNA, 583 nt
Organism: Chelmon rostratus (copperband butterflyfish)
Lineage: Eukaryota; Metazoa; Chordata; Actinopteri; Chaetodontiformes; Chaetodontidae
Product: ATP synthase subunit d, mitochondrial-like
Exons: 6
Coding region: 46-531 (161 amino acids)
Biological process (GO): proton motive force-driven ATP synthesis
Molecular function (GO): proton transmembrane transporter activity
Source: RefSeq, a predicted model, not a curated record
UUCCGCCCUGUCACACUCUACGUCUGGUACAGCAAGACAGUCAGGAUGGCAGGCCGUCGUGUAGCCCUGAAGGCCGUUGACUGGGUUGCAUUCGCUGAGCGGGUCCCCCCCAACCAGCGGGGCAUGUUCAACGCACUGAAGACUCGCAGUGAUGGCAUCGCUGCCAAGCUAAACUCCCUGCCAGAGACUCCUGCAGCCAUUGACUGGAGUUACUACAAGACUGCAGUGGCCAAAGCCGGGAUGGUUGACGACUUUGAGAAGAAGUUCAAAGCCCUGAAGAUCCCUGAGCCUGUUGACACACAGACAAGUGCCAUCAGUGCACAGGAGGCUGAAUCUAACAAAGGUGCAUCAGCCUACAUUGAAAAAUCUAAGGCCCGCAUUGCUCAGUAUGAGGAAGAGUUGGCUAAGUUUAAGAACAUGAUCCCCUUCGACCAGAUGACCAUUGAGGACCUUAACAAUGCCUUCCCUGAGACCAAGUUGGACAAGGUCAAAUACCCCUACUGGCCCCACAAGCCCAUUGCAGAUCUGUAAUCCUAUAACAGGACAUUCACCUCACAAUAAAAAUUAUGUAUUUUAAAGACAA